UUCCCCUUUACAACUCCCCUUCUCUCACACUCUGGUAUCUUACUACAACUAUAAAGCGAAACAAACAGCUCUUAUGAAAGAGAGAGAAUUUUAAAAAGCUUAAAAAUGGCGGAUUAUAUCAUUUUAUGAUUUAUGAUUUAUGAUUUAUCAAGUGAGAGAGUGUGUGUAGUAGUCUCAAAGCAAAAGAUAAUCCAAUCAAUCAAUCUUUUCUCCCCUAUAUCUCUUUCAUCUAACCGCUCAAGAUUUCGACUCUUCUUCACUACCCAACUUUUUUAUUCUUCUUUUUCUUGAGUUCUAUUUCCAUAUGAUUAUUUUGUUAUAAUCAGACAUAAUUUUGACAAACUACAGAUUUUCUGGCUGAUUUUGAUCAAGGGUUUUUUCUGAUUUUUUUUUGGGAUUUUUUAGAGAGUUGGGUUGUCGUAAUUACUUGCCAUUUUUGUCAUUUUAGCUUGAUUUGUUAAGAUUUUGAUUUGAUUUUGAUUUUUUCCUGAUUAAUGUUGGUGGGUAUUUGAUAUAUUUUUUCUGGGGUUUUUAUUUUGGGAGAAAAUUUAUUUUGGUGGGGUUUUAAUGGCGACGAGUGAAGCUUUGUCGUUUAAUGUGGCGUCUGUUGUUGAAGAUGUUCUUCAACAACACGGGGGCCGGCCCAGAGGUAUUGAUUUAGAUUCCAGAAGAGCCGAAGCAGCUGCAAUGAGAAGAUAUGAAGCAGCUAGUUGGCUUAGGAAAAAUGUGGGGGUUGUCGCCGCUAGAGACCUGCCGGCGGAGCCCUCUGAAGAAGAGUUUAGGCUUGGUUUGAGAAGUGGAUUGAUCCUUUGCAAUGUCCUUAACAAGGUCCAACCUGGAGCUGUGCCAAAGGUGGUGGAGAGCCCUACAGAUUCUGCUCUUCUUCCUGAUGGAGCAGCUUUAUCAGCUUAUCAGUACUUUGAAAAUGUGAGGAACUUUCUUGUAGCAGCAGAAAAUAUGGGGCUUCCUACAUUUGAGGCAUCUGAUCUCGAGCAAGGAGGGAUACCGGCAAGGGUGGUGAAUUCUGUUCUAGCUCUUAAGUCUUAUCAUGAAUGGAAGCAGACCGGCGGAACUGGAGUCUGGAAAUUUAGCGGAAAUGUAAAACCCGUCACCACCUCCGUGAAACAAUAUGUGCGUACUAAAUCGGAGCCUUUCACAAAUUCCCUGAUUAGGAACCCAUCGAUGAAUGAGAAAUCCCUGAGUGCCCUUUCUCAUGACAUUGACACUAACAAAAUGUCAAGUUCUCGGUCCUUGAGUUCACUUGUACAAGCACUUCUAUCGGAUAAGAAGCCUGAAGAAGUUCCACAGUUAGUGGAAUCAGUUCUUAGUAAGGUUGUGGAGGAAUUUGAGCAACGCAUGGGCUCUCAAAGUGAUAUGGCUAAUCAACUAAGGCAAGCAACAGCAAAAGAUUUUUCUGCAUCACAUGGGAAGAAGUCUUUUUCAAAGAUGUCUUCUGAUAACUUGAAGGUAGGAGAUAGAAGCCAUGCCUUGACCAAGAAGCAGGAGAGCACUAAUGGCAAUCAUGUUAGUGCUGAACAAUUGAGAAGUCAAAUGAUGAAACAACAAGAGAUCUUUGAUCGACAAGGAAGAGAUGUCCAGGAGCUGAAACUCACCCUUCGCACAACGAAAGCUGGAAUGCAGUUCAUACAAACAAAAUUCCAAGAGGAUCUCCGCAAUCUUGGUACACAUAUGUAUGGCCUAGCUCAAGCAGCCAGUGGAUAUCACAAGGUUCUCGAUGAGAAUCGCAGGUUGUACAAUGAAGUACAAGACCUCAAGGGAAGCAUUAGAGUUUAUUGUCGAGUGAGGCCCUUUUUAAGUGGGCAUUCAAGCUAUUUAAGUAGUAUCGAACACUUUGAAGAAGGGAGUAUUACCAUCAAGGCACCAUCUAAGCAUGGAAAAGGUUCCAAAUCAUUCAGCUUUAAUAAAGUUUUUGGUCCAUCAGCAACACAGGCUGAAGUCUUCUCAGAUAUGGAGCCACUGAUUCGUUCUGUGCUUGAUGGUUACAAUGUUUGUAUAUUUGCAUAUGGCCAGACAGGUUCUGGGAAAACAUUUACUAUGUCUGGACCGAAAGAUCUCACGGAGCAGAGUCAAGGUGUAAACUACAGGUCUUUGGGUGACUUAUUUUAUCUCGCGGAGCAAAGGAAAGACACUUUUCGCUAUGAUGUUGCUGUCCAGAUGAUCGAGAUUUACAAUGAGCAAGUCAGAGAUCUUCUUGUCAGUGAUGGGCUGAAUAAAAGAUUAGAAAUUCGUAACAGUUCUCAGAAUGGACUCAAUGUACCAGAAGCAAGUCUUGUUCCAGUAUCAUCUACAUCUGAUGUCAUUCAUCUGAUGAAUGUUGGACAUCGCAACAGAGCAGUUGGUGCGACGGCCCUGAAUGACCGUAGUAGUCGUUCUCACAGUUGCUUGACUGUUCAUGUUCAAGGGAGAGAUUUGUCAACUGGCAAUGUACUGCGUGGCUGUAUGCAUCUGGUUGACUUGGCAGGUAGUGAAAGGGUAGACAAAUCGGAGGUGACCGGAGAUAGGUUAAAAGAGGCGCAGCACAUUAACAAAUCUUUAUCAGCUUUAGGAGAUGUGAUUGCUUCGCUUGCACAAAAGAACUCACAUGUCCCAUACAGGAAUAGCAAAUUAACACAAUUGCUCCAAGAUUCACUAGGAGGACAGGCCAAGACACUGAUGUUUGUUCACAUAAGUCCCGAAGCUGAAGCUGUUGGAGAGACUUUAAGUACACUUAAAUUUGCCGAGAGGGUAGCCACUGUUGAACUUGGUGCUGCACGAGUAAACAAAGACGGUACAGACGUGAAGGAGCUCAAGGAGCAGAUUGCCAGUCUUAAGGCUGCCUUGGCAAGGAAGGAUGCAGAAUCUGUUCGUUCUCACCAAUCAGGAUCCAGCAGCCCAGAAAGAUAUAGAGGGAUAGUUGAUGGUCCUUCCCCCCUUCGUUCUAAUCAAAAUGGCGGAAAUGCGUUGUUUGAUGCAAAUAGACAUCAGCAACCAAUCGGAGAUAUAGCCAAUAUCGAGGUCUUUAACAAGUCUGCAUCAAGACAAAAAAGACAAAGCUUUGAUCUUGACGAAAUGUUGAAAAAUUCACCUCCAUGGCCCCCUGUAAAUAGUCCUGGACAAAAUAUUGGAUAUGAUGAGAAGGACCUUGAUUCUGGUGAAUGGGUAGAUAAGAUAAUGGUGAAGCAAGAUUCACUUCCGAAAGUAUCAAACCGCUUAUGCUGGGAAACAGCAGGAAAUGGACAAACAGCUGAUUCUUUCUACCAGAAAUAUUUCCCAGAUGACUCCAAACUAUUUUCAGAACAACCAUAUAACAUGUUCAGUGGAAGUAAUCAAUUUGAAGUGAGUAAUGCAGAUGAGUUGGACGAGCUUGAUGCUGCCACAAGCGAUUCGUCUGAGCCAGAUUUGCUCUGGCAAUUCAAUCAUAGUAAACUCCCUACACUUUCAAAUGGUAUCGGGUUGAAGUCCAAGAAACUUGAUUCCAGACCAGCUAAGAGUCCAGAAUUGAGCAAGUCGAUGAUUCCCACAAUAUGCCCGUCGCCAUCAAGAAAGCUACCAAACGGAACUCCGCUUCCUAAAAGUAGAAGGCAGCAACCAACAUCAGCAGAAACAAAACGGAGAGCCGGAAAUAGGAAGUAGUAGAUAAAGUGAUUGUUUUUCUAAGGGUAACUUUUACCCCUUCGUUUUUUUUUCCUUCUUUUAUAACUGGGGUGUUUUUUUUGUCCCUUGGUUUAAAUUUGGUGGUUGUUCAGUGAUUGAGGGUGAGACCGUGAGAGAGAGAGAAAUGUGUGUGACAUACAGUAUAUUUUUUUGUUCUUUUGUAACAUUUGUUGUUACUUAUACAGUUGAGCAAUAAUUCCAGUUGCUUGAAUUUGUAUACAAACUGAGAAGCUAAAAAAGCAGAGGAGUUCCACUUGUGUUCA
Messenger RNA from Spinacia oleracea (spinach), 3917 nucleotides. Its product is annotated as kinesin-like protein KIN-14I. The transcript has 19 exons. The record is from RefSeq and is a predicted model, not a curated record. Gene Ontology annotation, molecular function: ATP binding; microtubule motor activity; microtubule binding. NCBI's taxonomy places the organism in Eukaryota, Viridiplantae, Streptophyta, Magnoliopsida, Caryophyllales, Amaranthaceae. Gene Ontology annotation, biological process: microtubule-based movement. Gene Ontology annotation, cellular component: microtubule cytoskeleton. Bases 568 to 3633 code for a protein of 1021 amino acids.